Messenger RNA from Caenorhabditis remanei, 1065 nucleotides. RefSeq lists its product as uncharacterized. The transcript has 3 exons. The record is from RefSeq and is a predicted model, not a curated record. Bases 1 to 1065 code for a protein of 354 amino acids. NCBI's taxonomy places the organism in Eukaryota, Metazoa, Nematoda, Chromadorea, Rhabditida, Rhabditidae. Gene Ontology annotation, cellular component: proteasome regulatory particle, lid subcomplex; nuclear proteasome complex; cytoplasm.
AUGGCCGAUAAGCGCGAACCGAUCAAGGUGGACCCCGUCGACGUCGGCGACACCACUGAGCUCGAUAAUUUGGCACAUUUGGCGGCUCAUGGCGGAGAUGGACGUCUCUUCAAGAUGGAGCAAGACUACACGAAGCAAGUCGACGAGGCGCUUCUCAAAGCGAGAGAUCUCGCUCAGAAGGACGUGGUGGCCGCUGUGGAGAGCCUCAAUAAUAUUGAGAAGCUCACACGGCUCGGCGCGGAUAUGAAGAGCAACACCCGAGUGGUGCAAUACAUGGCAAAACUCUGCUUCGAAGGCCAAAAGUGGGACCUUCUCAUGGAAACAAUCAUGACGCUCUCCAAAAAGCGUCUUCUCAUCAAGAUGGCAAUCGCAAAAAUGGUUCGUGACGCUGUCGCGAUGAUCGAGAAGAUGCCGACCGAGGAGUUGAAGAUGAAAUUGAUCGAAACUUUGAGAACGGUCACAGCCGGAAAGAUUUAUGUGGAAGUAGAGCGCGCUCGACUCACAUCGAUGGUCGUGAAGAAGCUGGAAGCUGAGGGAAAGCUCGAUGAGGCUGCGACGAUGCUCUUGGAGCUCCAAGUCGAGACAUAUGGAUCGAUGGAGAUGAAGGAGAAGGUGUUGUACCUUUUGGAGCAGAUGAGAUACUCUCUCGUCCGCAAUGACUACGUCCGUGCCACAAUCAUCUCAAAGAAGAUUAAUAUCAAGUUUUUCAACAAAUCUGACGCUGAAGAUGUUCAAGAUUUGAAGCUGAAAUAUUACGAAUUGAUGAUUCGCAUCGGUCUUCACGACGGAAACUAUCUGGAUGUGUGUCGCCACCAUCGUGAGAUCUAUGAGACCAAGAAGAUCAAGGAGGAUUCGGUGAAGGCCACCUCUCACCUUCGCUCCGCCGUCGUCUACUGUCUUCUGGCUCCACACACCAACGAGCAAUGGGAUCUUCUGAAUCGAAUCGCGAUUCACAGAGAGAGUUGGAGACAGUGCCCGAUUAUAAAAUCAUCCUGGAUCUCUUCAUCAACCAAGAACUCAUCUCAUUCAAAGGAACCAUUGUGGCGAAAUACGAGAAAUUGUUGA